Orycteropus afer afer is the source of this 5069-nucleotide messenger RNA. RefSeq names its product sterile alpha motif domain-containing protein 9-like. The record is from RefSeq and is a predicted model, not a curated record. Gene Ontology annotation, cellular component: cytoplasm. Lineage: Eukaryota; Metazoa; Chordata; Mammalia; Tubulidentata; Orycteropodidae. Gene Ontology annotation, molecular function: protein binding.
UUACAGUUCUGAUAUGAGUCAACAAGAAACUCUACCUGAAAUGACCCAAGACUGGACCAAAGAACAUGUGAAAAAAUGGGUAACUGAAGACCUUAAAAUUGAUGAGAAAUAUGGACAAAUUCUGCUCAGUGAAGAAGUGACAGGAUUAGUCCUCAAGGAAUUAACUGAGAAAGACCUUAGAGAUAUGGGAUUACCACGGGGUCCAGCACUUCUGAUAAAACGUGGGUAUAACAAAUUGAAUAAUAGUUCCCCUGAAAGUCACAAUGAGGAUUCUGGGCAAUUAGAUCACCCAAAAAGUUCUAAAAAAAGGUACCAAGAUAAGCCACAACAGACAGAAAAGGAAAAAUCGGUAUCGUCCGAUAUUAAUGAUGAUCUCACAAACAUCAGAGAUGCCAAAGAACAAGAAUCUAUUGUCAAGAAAGAAAAUGCAACAAAUGAAGCAGCAGUCACUGAAGGCAGAAAAAAGAAUAAGGGAAAAAUUGAACAGCUGACUUGUAUGCCAUGUCCUUUUGAUCAGUUCCACGACAGCCAACGUUAUAUAGAGCACUAUAUUCUACAACCUGAAACAGGACCACUCAAUCUCAUUGACCCAAUACAUGAGUUCAAACUCCUCACAAAUACAGAAACAGCCACAGAAAAGGACAUUCAUAUGAAAUUUAGCAAUGAAGCCUUCCGAUUUGCAUCAGCUUGUAUGAACUCACGUACAAAUGGCACUAUCCAUUUUGGAGUCAAAGACAAACCCCAUGGAGAAAUUGUUGGUCUGAAAGUCACCAGUAAGGAUGGCUUCAUUGACCACUUCAAUAAAAUUAUCAAACAGUAUUUUGAAGAAAGCGAUAUCAAGGAAGCCAGGAAGUGUAUUCGGGAGCCACGGUUUGUGCAAGUUCUACAGCAGAACAGUACACUAUCUGAUAGAUUUGUCAUUGAAGUAGAUGUUAUUCCAAGACAUUCUGUAUGUAAAAAGAAGUAUUUCUAUAUUAAAAUGCAAAUCUGUAAAGAUAGCGUAUGGAGACAAGACAAAGAAUAUUCACUAUUUGUGAGAAAAGGGGCUACUACCAAGGAUAUCCUCUCUAAUGUCAGGCAAAAGGAUGCAGAUUUCAAAGCAUUUUUACUAGAUUUAGAUUCGCUGGUGGCAUCUAGGAGAGAGGCAGAAGAAGAAUAUGGAGUGCAGGGAAACAAGAAGGAGAGGGAAGGACUAAAACUAGUCAAACUUCUCAUAGGAAGCCGAGACUCACUGGAUAACUCAUACUAUGACUGGUAUAUUCUUGUAACAAACAAAUGCCAUCCAAACCAAACAAAGCACUUAGAUUUUCUAAAAGAAAUUAAAUGGUUUGCUGUGUUGGAGUUUGAUCCUGAAUCUGUGACCCAUGGGGUGGUCAAAGCUUACAAAGAAAGUCGAGUAGCAAACCUUCACUUUCCAAGUCAGUAUGAACAAAAGACAACUACUAUUAGAGAGAUGAUCUCUACUCUGAAUCUUUAUGAGCAACCCAGCUGGAUCUUCUGCAAUGGCAGAUCAGACCUGAAUGAUGAGACAUACACACCUCUAGAACCACAUUUAUGGCAGAGAGAAAGAGCUUCUGAAGUCAGGAAACUGAUUUUACUUCUUACAGAUGAAAAUAUAAUGACAAGAGGGAAAUUCUUGGUUGUGUUUCUCUUAUUCUCUUCAGUGGAAAGCCCAGGAGAUCCACUCAUUGAAACUUUCUGUGCUUUCUACCAAGCUCUCAAAGGAAUGGAAAACAUAUUGUGUGUCUGUAUAAACUCACAGAUUUAUCAGCGAUGGAAAGAUCUACUGCGAACAAGAUUGACGAUAGCAGAUGAAUUAACAGACCACAGUAUUUCCACUUUAAAUUUAGAACAGAUAAACAGUACUAUUCUGAAACUAAAAUCAGUGAUUCAGUCAUCAAGAAGGUUUCUGCCCUCCCAAGGAUCUUCUUCUGUUAUCCUAGAGAAAAAGGAAGAGGAUAUCUUUACUGCCCUGGAAAUCCUCUGUGAAAAUGAGUGUAGGGAUACAGAUAUAGAGAAAGAUGAAUCUAAAUUCCUAGAAUUUAGGAAAUCAAAAGAAGAACAUUUUUAUCGAGGUGGCAAAGUAUCUUGGUGGAACUUCUAUUUUUCUUCUGAAAAUUAUUCUUCAGCUUUUGUCAAAAGAGACCGUUAUGAAAACCUUAAAGAUCUGAUCCAGUGCUGUGCAGAGUCUCCUAAAGCAGUAUUUGCAAAAAUCAUCAAUCUUUAUCAUCAUCCAGGCUGUGGAGGGACUACAUUGGCUAUGCAUGUUCUCUGGGACUUAAAGAAAAACUUCAGAUGUGCUGUGUUAAAAAAUAAAGCAACUGAUUUUACAGAAAUUGGAGAACAAGUGACCAAUUUGAUCACAUACAAAGCAAGCAGCCAUCAGGAAUAUAUUCCUGUACUUCUCCUGGUGGAUGACUUUGAAGAACUAGAAAACAUCUACGUUCUACAGAAUGCCAUCCAUUCCAGUUUAGCGGAGAAGGCUUUGCGAUAUGAAAAAACAUUGGUAAUUAUUUUAAACUGCAUGAGGUCCCAGAAUCCUGAUGAAAGUGCAAAAUUAGCAGACAGCGUGGCACUAAAAUAUCAACUUUCUCCCAAGGAACAGAGAGCUUUUGAGGCCAAACUGGAAGAAAUUGAAAAGCAGCACAUGAAUUGUGAAAACUUUUAUUCCUUCAUGAUCAUGAAAAGCAAUUUUGAUGAAAUGUACAUAGUAAAUGUGGUCAGGAACAUCCUGAAAGGACAGACUGUUGGCAGCAAGGAAACACAACUCAUUUCUUUCCUGGCUCUACUUAACUCUUAUGUUACUGAUUCUACCAUUUCAGUGUCACAGUGUGAAAUGUUUUUGGGAAUCACAUUUACCAGGACACCCUGGGAACCUGAAACCCUGGAAGACAAGAUGGGAACCUGUUCUACACUUCUCAUAAAAACAGAAGUUGCAGACUAUGGAAGAUACACGGGUGUGCGCAUCAUUCACCCUCUGGUGGCCAUUUACUGUCUGAAAGAACUGGAAGAAAGCUACCACUUGGAUAAAGGUCAAAUUGCAUUGGAGAUAUUACGUGAGAAUUUAUUCUACAAGUCUGGAAUAGGAAGAGACAAAUUUCUCCAUGAUGUACAAACACUUCUGCUUACAAGGCAGCGCAAGGAGUGUGGUGAUGAAACGGACACUUUGUUUUCCCCAUUAAUUGAAGCUUUACCAAAUAGAAAAAUUGAAAAGGUCUUGAAGGAAGGAAGUAUCCGAUUCCCACAAAAUGCAUUUAUUUGCCAAGCCUUAGCAAGAUAUUUCUAUAUUAAAGAGAAGAACUUUAACUCUGCUCUACAUUGGGCAAAUCAAGCCAAAAAGAUAGCACCUAAAAAUUCCUAUAUCUCAGAUACACUUGGUCAAGUCUACAAAAGUAAAAUAAAAUGGUGGCUGGAUAAAAACAAAACCUGUAGGAACAUUACUGUUAGUGAUCUAACACAUUUACUAGAAACAGCUGAAAAAGCCUCAAGAGCUUUCAAAGAGUCCCAACAGCAAACCGAUAGCAAAGACUACGAAACAGAGGCCUGGUCACUACAAAAGUCCCAAAGAAAAUAUGACAUGUAUAAUACAGCUGGUUUCUUGGGUGAAAUAGAAGUUGGAUUUUAUACUGUCGAGAUUCUUCAGCUCAUUCCCUUUUUCCUCAAAGAAAAUGAACUAGCCAAAAAACCUAUGGUACAAUUUUUAUCAGGAAUAGGAGCUAUUCCUGCUGAUCCAAAAGAUGAAUAUCAUUUGACUCUUAGAAAUUUCACAUCCUACCUACAAAAUUUAAAAUUAGAUUUGAAAAGGUGUUUUGACUUCUUUGUUGAUUAUAUGAUUCUUCUGAAAACAAGGAAUACCCUAAAAGAAAUUGUGGAAAUCAUAUUAAGCAAGAAAGUCAGCCGUUACUUCAGGAAAUACACGGAACUUUUCUGCGAUUUGGAUUUGGAUCCAUUACAAAGCCAAGAGUUACUCCAAGAGGAGAACUGCAGGAAAAAGCUAGAAGCUUUGAGAGCAGACAGAUUUUCGGGACUCCUGGAAUACCUUACCCCAAAGCACAAAGAUGCUGCAAACAUAAUGGAAAGUAUAGUGAACACAUACAGCUUCCUAUUGCAACAAAACCCAAAUAAACGGCUGAUAAAGGAGAAACAAAACUUCAUCUUGGCAAACAUUAUUCUCAGCUGUCUGAAACCCAACUCCAAGUCUAUUCAACCAUUUAACGUGCUGAAAAAACAGCUCCGGGAAGUCUUGCAAUUAGUAGAACCAACUCAUCAAUAUCCAGACCCUUAUUUCUUAGCCUGCCUCCUGUUCUGGCCAGAAAAUCAGGAGCUAGAUUCAGAUUCCAAACUAAUGGAAAAGUAUGUUUCAUCUUUAAAUAGAUCCUUCGGGCGACAGUACAGGCCCAUGUGCCGAUCCAGGCAGGCCAGUACAUUUUUCUAUCUGGGGAAGAGCAAGGGUCUCCACAGUAUUGUUCACAAGGCUGAAAUAGAACAGUACUUCAGUAAAGAACAAAACACAAAUUCCCUGUGGCAGAGCGGUGAUGUGUGGAAAAAAAAAGAAGUCAAACACCUCCUGCGACGUCUAACUGGUCAGGCUCAUGGCAAGCUAAUCCUUAUAGAAUAUGGAGUAAGGGAAAAAAUUAAAAUACCAGUGACAUCUGUUUAUUCAGGUCUACUCAGAAGUGGUGGGAACAUAGAAAAAGUGUCCUUCUACCUAGGAUUUUCCACGGAAGGCCCUCUGGCAUAUGACAUAGAAGUAAUUUAAGAGAUCUUAGUUCAAAUAUAUUUAUUCUUAUCUCUCUCUGACUUUAUCCCCGGUAUUCACAUGGCAUCUUGAUGACAUUUUUGGCAUACCUCUGAUAAUUAUGAUGUCAUUAUUGCAUUCUGCUUUUGUCUCCCAGACUAUAAACCUUCUUAGGGCAUGAAAUAUAUCUACACAAAGAGCCUGAUACUAGUACAGUCAAUUAAUUAAUGUCCUUAAAAUUACAUUUUCAGACUAACAUAUUUAGUUAAGAAUUUUCAAUGAGUAUCCACUGGUCACAGCUAACUACUAACAAAUACAUCAAUAAAAUCUG